This is a messenger RNA of Drosophila ananassae, 1251 nucleotides long. RefSeq lists its product as uncharacterized. The transcript has 2 exons. Gene Ontology annotation, molecular function: ribosome binding; translation initiation factor activity. Gene Ontology annotation, biological process: mitochondrial translational initiation; ribosome disassembly. The record is from RefSeq and is a predicted model, not a curated record. Gene Ontology annotation, cellular component: mitochondrion. Lineage: Eukaryota; Metazoa; Arthropoda; Insecta; Diptera; Drosophilidae.
GCCUUAACAGCUGACAUAAGCCAACUUUGUGUUAAAAAAAUCAUAUCGUUUCCAUUUAAAUUAUUUUCCAUAAUUAUAAAAUUAAACAAUGAUUUCAAUUUAAUUACAUAGUUCCUUAAAAACCAUAAAAGUUGAACAGAUUUUAAAGUGAAAUACAACCUGACAACUCUGUUGCAACAAAAAUAAAAACAUUGCACAAGCUCCAAGUUGAAAUUCUUUGUUAAAAAUUUUAAAUAAAAUGCAGCUUUAUCGUUUUCAAUUCGUUAUAAGUAACAUGCUGCGAGUGCAGCACACGGCCGCCAUUGCCUCCCAACAGCAGCAGCUACGGAAUUUAUCCCUCCAAUGGUAUUUAGCUCAAAACCAUCGACCGGCAAGCGGAAUAAACAAACCGGGUGACCAUAAACCCAAGACACAGGCACAGAAGAUCACCCUCAUCCAGAAUCAGGCGAUGAGCAUAACCACAUUGGAGGAGGCACAAAAGCUGGCCAAGCGAAGGGAACUGCACCUGUUACGUUUGGAGCAGACAGAUGCCAAAACUGGGCGCCCUAUGUUCAAACUGGUUACGUCAGCCGAAAUGCUGGCAGAUGACACUCCCGCAUCCAAGUCUUCCAACGAAAAGAGUCAGAAAAAAUCGGAGAAAUCUUUAACUAUAGGUGCACGCAUUACCGAGCAUGACCUCUCCUCUAGACUCAAAAACAUAACCAAAUGGCUGGGAAAGCGACACGAAGUACGCAUCCUGAUCCAGGGUAGCUCAAGUGGAUCAGAUGACGGCAGCGCCGAACGCAUCGUCAAGGCCAUCGAACAAACCAUUAAGGAGCCUCAGAUUAUCGGGAAAAUAGUUCAGAAACGCAGCAAAGGAUCGCUAAUUAAGUUCAACAUUAUUCCAGUGACUCCCCAGGCUGCAGCCAUCCCCCCAGCAACCCCAGUCCAAUCGUGACAACUAGCGCCAUUGUCUCGGAUAAACCCGGAUCAUUGCACAGUAGCAAUGGCUUCACGUCAUAAUUUUGCCAUAAAUCUGGGCUCUGCCCAGCGAGUUCAUACCAUGUCCAAUGGAGAAGAAGACCCGCAUCAAGAAGCUGCUGUGGUGGCGGGUGCAUCAUUGAUCGUUAUAUUGUUCGCGAAAUAUUUUUUCUGGCACAGAACCUUACUCCAAACGGAUGAAGAUGAGUUUGACGUCAAAAUUGAACAAGAGCUAGAACAGAAACCCUAGGUAUAUUUAUUGUUGAAAUAAUAAAAAACAGCAGCAAAAUA